This is a messenger RNA of Lepisosteus oculatus (spotted gar), 1879 nucleotides long. It is a transcript of the gene tfap2e, whose product is annotated as transcription factor AP-2 epsilon. Gene Ontology annotation, biological process: regulation of cell population proliferation; regulation of transcription by RNA polymerase II; anatomical structure development. Gene Ontology annotation, molecular function: DNA-binding transcription factor activity, RNA polymerase II-specific; RNA polymerase II transcription regulatory region sequence-specific DNA binding. NCBI's taxonomy places the organism in Eukaryota, Metazoa, Chordata, Actinopteri, Semionotiformes, Lepisosteidae. Gene Ontology annotation, cellular component: nucleus. The record is from RefSeq and is a predicted model, not a curated record.
GGUCACUGUCCCUCCUGUCGCGCACACAGCACUCUCGGCACGAGAAGGGGGACGCUCGCUCGAGGCCACAGGGACUGUGCAGCCCCACGCCACGCAGGGCGCCACCAGCGAGAAAUCUCACCUUGACGCCCCAGGCAGCGGCGAGGGAAGAGUCCGGCUCUCAGCUCUCCCGACUCCAUGGACCCCCGGCGCAGAUGAGUUUUGGACGGUAACUUUUUUCCGUAGUGUCUGCGCGCAGCUCCUGACGAACCGGCCCUGGGAUCCCCGUUCGGAUUACUUUCCCGUCCAGAUGUUAGUUCACGCCUACUCUGCCAUGGAGCGCACGGACGGACUGAGCGGCCCCUCCCCGGGCGGGCGCCUGUCGCAGCUCUCCUCCCUGAACCAGGCAGCCUACUCGACGGCCCCGCCGCUCUGCCACACCCCGGCCUCCGACUUCCAGCCGCCCUACUUCCCGCCGCCGUACCCGCAGCCACCGCUGUCCUACCCCCAGGGCCAGGAGCCGGGCUACCCGCACCUCCCGGACCCCUACGCCUCCAUCAACCCCCUGCACCAGCAGCCGGCCUGGCACUCGCAGCGGCCGCGGCCGGAGGACGCCGGGCUGCUGCCCCAGGCACACCGGGCGCUGGGGCUGGACCCCCGCAGGGAGUACCCCGGGGUGCCGCGCCUGCUGCACGGGCUCGGGGAGGGGGAGGUCCCGCUGGGGCUGCACGGGGUGAACCAGCACGGGCUGGAGGACAUCCAGGGGGCAGAGGAGAGCUCAGCGCUGGGGUUACUGGAUCACUCUGUCAUCAAGAAAGUGCCUGUGCCCUCCAAGAUGAGCAGCAGCUGUCUGUCCACACUGGCCUUCAGUAAAGAGGGGGUGCUGGGGGGGGUGUCGAACCCCAGUGAGGUGUUCUGCUCUGUCCCAGGACGCCUGUCUCUGCUCAGCUCCACCUCCAAGUACAAGGUGACAGUAGGGGAGGUGCAGCGGCGCCUGUCUCCCCCAGAGUGUCUCAAUGCGUCCCUCCUGGGGGGUGUCCUGCGCAGGGCAAAGUCCAAGAACGGAGGCCGGUGUCUGAGAGAGCGACUGGAGAAGAUCGGGCUGAACCUCCCGGCUGGCAGGCGCAAAGCUGCCAACGUCACCCUGCUGACCGCGCUGGUGGAGGGCGAGGCUGUGCAUCUGGCCCGUGAUUUUGGGUAUGUGUGUGAGACGGAGUUUCCUGCGAAGGCGGCAGCAGAGUAUCUGUGCCGACAGAACACCGACCCGGCUGACCCGCACACGCGUAAGAGCAUGCUGCUGGCCACCAAACAGAUCUGUAAGGAGUUUAUUGACCUGAUGUCCCAGGACCGCUCGCCUCUGGGUUCGGGCCGGCCCUGUGCAGUGCUGGACCCAGGGGUGCAGAGCUGCCUGACGCACUUCAGCCUCCUGACGCACGGGUUCGGCACGCCGGCCAUCGUGGCGGCUCUCUCCGCCUUCCAGAGUUACCUGCUGGAGGCCCUCAAGCUGCUGGACAAGGGCUUCGCACCCAGAGCCGGCGAAGGGCUGGGAAAAGGCUCGGACAAAGACCUUAAGCAUCGCAAAUAGGGACUCGAGUCCCACCCCCCCUCCACUCGCUGCAGCUGGUCUGCUCCUGUCUCCAGACAGCCAGCGGGCCGAGCAGGAGGAGACGCAGGGACACCGGCCUGCUCCCGUCCCCAGAGCAAGGAGCGCAGGACUGAGAGCAGAGGAGGAGACGAGGCUGGCUGCACACAGGAUGGAAAAACUCACUGUGCCACUGUGGCGCAACAUCCCAGCUACACAACUGCAUCAACAGUACAGCGCAGUCCCACUGCACAACUGCUUCAACACACACACACCCACCACACAACUGCACCAAUACACACACACCGCACAGCUACA